Chironomus riparius is the source of this 4528-nucleotide messenger RNA. The record is from the annotation of a GenBank genome assembly. Lineage: Eukaryota; Metazoa; Arthropoda; Insecta; Diptera; Chironomidae.
AUAACUUAUUGGAAUCAAAUUUUUGAACAUAAAGACUAGUGUAGACAUGUUCAAAUAAAAUUAGAAGCUUAAUUAUGAAAUUGAACAAUGUGUAAACGUGUUAACAUGAAGAUUACGUUUUAUUGAGACGUUUGAAAAGUUAGUCAUUUGUAGAAAAAAAUGGCGAGCAGUAAGAAUAUGGCCAGAACGGCAUAUUUGCAAAAAUUAGAAAAAGCAUUGGAUUUAAAACCUUUUAUGUCAGAGGCAGAAAAAUUAUUGAAUAGAGUCUAUGACAGUGAUGAUGAUACAGAUUCCGAAAAUGAAUUUCAACAAAAACGUCCAACAUACGAGGAAAAAGAAAUGAUGUAUAAAGCAGGGAACAUUGAUGAUGAACGAAAAUGGCUUUAUAAUGUGCUCUUAUCAGACACAGAAAGUGAAUCAGAAAUUUCAGAUGAGGAUCGGUAUGUUGCUGAAAUGUUGACAGAUUAUGUUCGGGAAAAGAAAAUACGUGAGAAAUAUCACCAAAAUCCAAAUAAUGCGCAAUAUGGUUAUUAUAGUGCUGGCUUAUUAUCAAAAUAUGAUAUGUAUCAUGAUCAUAAGCAAUCAGUUUUAGGUAAAAGAAGAAAGAAGCGUUUAGAUAAGAAGCCAUUAAAAUCAACUAAGAAAUAUCAAGUGAUGCCACCUCGAAUUAAAAUUGAAAAAGAAGAUUCCAACUUGUCAAAUGAUUUUGGUGAGGUUGAUUGGGAGGAUCAAAUUAUGAAUAUUAAAGAGGAAGAGACAGAUCAAUCAAGGCCACAAUCACCAUCAGGUCGAGGUCGUAAACGAAAGAGUUUCCUCAAAACACCCGAAUUAAUGAAUCAUCGUCGAAAAAAGAUUUGGCAAAUGAUGGCUAAAAAAGAAGUUGGCAAAUUUCAACGAACAAAAGCAAAUAAUCAUAAAGAAAUGGUUACUAAUUGUAAGAAGACAGCAGUUUUAUGUCAAAAGGCUGUUCGACAAAAAGCAAUGGAAUCACAAAAACGUCAAAAAGAAACGAUAUGGCGUGCAAAACGACUUACACGUGAAAUGUUAUCUUAUUGGAAGAAAUAUGAUCGUGUUGAACGUGAAAACAGAAGAAGAUUAGAGAAAGAAGCUGAAGAACAAAGAAAAAUGGAUGUUGAGCUUGUUGAAGCUAAGAGACAACAACGAAAGUUAAACUUCUUAAUUACUCAAACGGAGUUGUAUGCUCAUUUUAUGUCUCAUAAAGGUGAAUUGUCAGAAAAUGAAACACAAAGGAUAUUAAAUCAAUUGGAUGAAGAUAUGCCUGCAAGAUUAGCAGCUAUUGAUAGUUAUGAUAGUGAAAUAAUGAAAACAGAAGCUCAGAAAAAUGUUCAAAAUGCUUUUGAAACAGAAAUGGCAAAAUGUUUGGAAUUCGAUAGAAUUGCAAAUAAACCAAAAAAUUAUCCAGAAAUUGAUAACACUGGAAAUGUUAUUGCAGAACUGCCACAGCCUUCAUCAUUCAAAGGUGUAUUAAAGGGAUAUCAACUGAAAGGUAUGACAUGGUUAGCACAUCUGUACCACAAAGGAAUCAGUGGAAUAUUAGCUGAUGAGAUGGGCUUAGGCAAAACAGUACAAAGUAUAGCAUUUCUAUGUCAUAUUGCCGAAAACUAUGGAAUUUAUGGACCAUUUCUUAUCAUAUCACCUGCAUCGACACUUCAUAACUGGCAGCAAGAGAUGCAAAGAUUUGUGCCUGGCUUUAAAGUUGUUCCUUAUUGGGGUUCACCAGCUCAGAGAAAGAUUCUUCGACAAUUCUGGGAUCAAAAAGAUUUGCAUACAAAAGACGCAAGCUUUCAUGUAGUCAUUACAAGUUAUCAAUUAGUUGUAUCCGAUUAUAAAUAUUUCAAUCGUAUUAAAUGGCAAUACAUGGUUUUAGAUGAAGCACAAGCUAUUAAAAGUACUUCAAGUGUUCGAUGGAAACUUUUACUGGGAUUCAACUGUCGAAAUCGACUACUGCUUAGUGGAACUCCCAUUCAAAACAGCUGUUCUGAACUUUGGGCGCUUCUUCACUUUAUUAUGCCAACAUUAUUUGACUCACAUGAGGAAUUUAAUGAAUGGUUUUCAAAAGACAUUGAGAGUCAUGCAGAAAAUAAAACUGGAAUCGAUGAGAAACAAAUAACGAGAUUGCAUAUGAUUUUAAAGCCUUUCAUGUUGCGUCGAAUUAAGAAAGAUGUUGAGAAUGAGUUAUCGGAUAAAAUAGAAAUAAUGACAUAUUGUCCAUUGACAAAUCGGCAAAAGUACCUUUAUAUGGCACUGAAGAAAAAGAUUAGAAUUGAAGAUUUACUGAAAGCAACUGGACAUAUGGAUGGCCAUACAACAGACAAGAACUUCACCUCAAAUCUAAUGAAUCUUGUCAUGCAGUUCCGUAAAGUGUGUAACCAUCCUGAGCUUUUUGAACGACGUGAUGUAAAAUCACCAUUUACAUUGACUCAACUUGAUUAUCAUAUGCCUCGUCUGGUAUUUGACGAACUUAGGAUACAUAAAUCGAUUCCGAGUAAAAAUCAUUUGCUUUAUAAUAAGUUUAGCAUUUUCAAAGCCGAGAAUAUUCAUCGAAGAUUAUCUGAAGAAGAAGAUGAGAGUAAUGGACUUUCAUUUUUAAGAUUUAUCGACACAUCACCUGGAGAAGUUGAAAAAUUAACAUUAAAUGGAUUAUUGGAAUAUUUAUUACAUGCCUUACAAACAGAACUGUACAAUCAAAUGCUACAUUAUCGAAAUGAGUGGUGGAAGAAUACAGAUAAGCGAUUUAUGUUAUUGGAGCCAACUUAUAGUAACAAAUUGAACAAGAAUUUUAUGUCCAAUACAAGUGUUCUACGAAAUUUAAUUUUUACAAGUCAAAACUCUAGUGAAAGUAUAGUCUAUACACACAAAACUCAAGUAUUACAUUCAAUGCAAGAGACAACGGAUCAUCGUAUAAUUCGGAGUCGUCAUGCACCACAAAGAAUAUUUGAACAUCCAUGUACAACAUUGGUAAAAGCACCACUAAAGUCACCAACACGAUUAUUAAAGUCACCGAUGAAAUCACCAACUCAAAAAGAACCUCAUAUUGAACAUAAAAAAGUUCUUGAUAUUGAACAUAGUCAAUUAAGAUUACUUCCAGAAUUCUCUCACACUCCACGUCAGUCAAGAACCUUAGUCUGUGAGCCCACAAAUAUGCCAAAAUUCUUACUUAAUCUACCUCCAAAAAUUCAAAGCAACUCGAAACGUUUACAUGUUGAGUCCAGAGCAGCUGCAUGGGAACAAAAAAGAUUUGAUCAUUGUGACAGCAAAGAAGGAUGGGAAUUGAUUAACAACGGUAUUAUUAUGACACAUCCACAACGAGGCUGGUCAUAUAUUACAGUUCCUGACAAACAGUCGUUAGUUGCUGAUGCUGGCAAGUUAACAGUUCUUGAUUCAUUACUAACCAGAUUGAAAUCAGAAGGACAUAGAGUUCUCAUUUAUUCUCAAAUGACCAAGAUGAUAGAUCUAUUAGAGGAAUAUAUGUGGCAUCGAAAGCAUCGAUACAUGCGACUUGAUGGUAGCAGUAAAAUUUCAGCUCGUCGUGAUAUGGUAGCUGAUUUUCAAUCACGUGAAGACAUUUUUUGUUUUCUAUUAUCAACUCGUGCUGGAGGUCUUGGAAUAAAUUUAACGGCAGCUGAUACUGUUAUUUUUUAUGAUAGUGACUGGAAUCCAACAGUUGAUCAACAAGCUAUGGAUCGUGCACAUAGAUUAGGACAGACAAAGCAGGUCACCGUUUAUCGUUUAAUCUGUAAAGGAACAAUUGAAGAACGAAUUUUGCAAAGAGCUCGUGAGAAAAGUGAAAUUCAGCGAAUGGUUAUAAGUGGCGGUAAUUUUAAACCUGAUACGUUGAAACCAAAAGAAGUUGUCUCAUUACUUUUGGACGACGAUGAAAUCGAAACAAAAUAUCGUCAAAAGAAGGGUGAAGAAAAACGUUCAGAAGAAAGAUCAUCAAGUGGACCACGUGAUGGAAAUCCAGGACGAAAACGAAAGAACUUCCCACUGUCAAAAGAGACAAAGAAACAAAAGCUUGAUAUUUUGUUGGAUGCAGAAGAUCUCGCAUUUUUAGAAUCGGGAAUACCAUCAUCGCCUUCCAUUAGUGAACAAUCUCAAAUGGCAGGAAGUAGUGUAGGAAUUAACAAUGAAGAUUCGAGCAAUGAUGCUUUAGUUAUGGAUGAAAAUUCCAGUACGCCAAAAAUUUACGGUGACACAAAAAGUGCUCGAAAAAGAAAUGCUCAACGUGCAGGAAACAGAAGACCAGGAAGACCAAGAGGAACUGGCAAGAAACGAGACAUUCCUGAAGGCACAACAGAUAUUCAACAACCGAAACGUGGGCCUGGUCGUCCAAAAACAAAACAAAGCACAGGUCCUAAUAAUGUUGGCUUUAGAAAUACAAAUAUGCAGCGUCCUUCACUUCCACUUCCAGAUAAAGUUCCGAUAUCAGAAUUCGAAUAAGUUGACAGUUAUAUUUUGAUCAGUGUAAGAGAAAUCAAAUAAAGUUUUUUUCUAAUUUAAAUACAUA